Molecule: messenger RNA, 690 nt
Organism: Cladocopium goreaui
Lineage: Eukaryota; Dinophyceae; Suessiales; Symbiodiniaceae
Source: the annotation of a GenBank genome assembly
CCCAUCCGUCCCCAUUGCAGCGUAAACGCGGCUCCAGUGUAGAUCCAACUACGAAGACCUUCGACGGCGAUCUGAGGGAGUCAAGGUAUGGCGGAAGAAGAAGCUUCUUGGGAUCAAUCUUUGGAGGAAUGGCUCAUCACUGAGGGCUACUGCUAUGCCGCCGGCAUGGCGCAGUUGGAGGAUGGCGCCUUCUACGCGGCAGCACCCCAGGAGGCUGAGGCUGGAUGGGGCUUCAUCUUCAAGGAGGACCAUGAGCAGAUGAUCAUGCAAGAUGACAUGUCAGAAAAGAAGAUGACCAUUAACGAGGCCUCAGCAUUGAAAUUCGCUGCAGAGAACCUGAAAGCUCCUCCAGAGGGAUUGUGGUUGGGUGGCCAGAAGUACAAGAUCACUCGUACAGACAAGGAGUACCAGGUUGGUGAUCAAACGUUCAUCUACAUCUUUGCCGCAGCGCCAAAGAAGGGUGUAAGCAUUGCAGUGACAAAGACACAGAUCAUUUGCGCCUUUUUCGAUGAGGAGAAGGGGCAGACGGCUGGAAACUGCACUAAGGCACUGGCAGCCUAUGCUGAAUGGAUGGUGACUGAAGGCUAUUGAGCCUGGGUUCCCGCAUCAAGUGCGGGUCCCUCCGAUGAAGUUUGUGACUGCCGCACUUUUCACAACCAGAGAGUACAGUUCUGAACUCUAGAGUUAAUA